Messenger RNA from Cydia pomonella (codling moth), 2263 nucleotides. RefSeq names its product maltase A1-like. NCBI's taxonomy places the organism in Eukaryota, Metazoa, Arthropoda, Insecta, Lepidoptera, Tortricidae. The transcript has 9 exons. The record is from RefSeq and is a predicted model, not a curated record. Gene Ontology annotation, biological process: carbohydrate metabolic process.
GUCACGGUCUUUAAUUAUUAAGGGUUCAAACUAAUUUGGUUCUGUAUACUACCGGUAUGAAUGUCCAAUUUAAAGUAAACACCCUGUGGCUCAACAAUUAAAGUUUGUGACUACAAAUGAGAACUUCUAGAUUCCAUAUAGGUAAGUUAAAACAGCAAAAGUGUGGCAACGAUAUUAUGGUGGCGCUUCCGCACUCUGUCGCUUGCUAGGUUGGUGCAGAGUUGGCUUAGCUUAGAUGGAUUUUUGUAUACUCUUAAUUAUUUUUUUCGCCCGAACAAAAAAAUUGACAACAUUCAGUUUACGAUUACUUGCAUUUCAUGAAAAGAAUACCUUCAAGAGUUUAACUGACGAGACGGUAUCUUAAUCUUGAUAAUAAACUUGUAGAUAUAAUUCGUCAUGAUACGAGAGUAAACUCAGUGUAAGUACAUUCCUUCUCCUUCAAACUUUAUGAUAGAAAUGAAGGAAAUUUUAUUUUUACCCAUACUGUUAGUUACCUUUUUACCGUUAUUGUUUGUUAAUCUAACAAGUUCAAAAAAGGAGUUAGAAUGGUGGGAGAAAACAAUUUUUUACCAGAUCUGCCCAAGAUCAUUUAUGGAUAGUGAUGGCGAUGGAAUAGGUGAUUUAAAUGGAAUCGCAUCUAAAUUGGAAUACAUAAAGGAGUUAGGAGUUGAUGCCGUAUGGAUUUCACCUUUCUUUAAAUCGCCUAUGUACGAUUUUGGGUAUGAUAUAUCUGAUUUCUACAGCAUCCAUAACGAGUAUGGUACUAUGGAAGAUUUCGACAAACUUAUGUUCAAAGCAAAAGAAUUUGAUAUUAGGAUCAUCUUAGACCUGGCACCAAACCACGGCAGCAAUGAAAGUUUAUGGUUUCAAAAGGCUCUUGAAGGCGAUAAGAAAUAUUUCGAUUACUUUGUAUGAGAAGACGGAGUAGUUCAUGAAAACGGAAAACUGCAUCCACCAAAUAAUUGGAUUAGUGUCUUUCGCAAAAGUGCUUGGGAAUAUAGAAAAGAAACUGGUAAAUUUUACCUCCAUCAGAUCACCACUGCUCAACCAGAUUUUAACUAUCGAAAUCCUAACGUAGUUGAGGAGAUGAAGAAUAUUAUUCGCUUCUGGCUUGAUAAAGGUAUAGCAGGAUUUAGAGUAGGGGCAAUUAACCAUCUGUUUGAAGUAGACAAGGAUAAACAUGGUGGGAAGUAUCCUGACGAACCUCUGUCUGGUAAAAGCCUUGAUGAUCCACUCAAUCAUGCUUACCUGAAUCACAUUUAUACGAAAAACCAGCCUGAAUCUUAUGACAUGGUUUAUCAAUGGCGUGAUAUUUACGACGAAUACCAUGCAAAAGAUGGAUUUAGUAGAGUAAUGAUGAUUGAAGUAUAUUCAACGCCGCAGGAUACAAUGAAGUAUUUUGGCGAAGGUGGCCGCAAUGGAGCUCAUAUUCCCUUUAACUUUGCCCUAAUUACUGAUGUCAAUGGAAAAUCUACUGCAAAUGAAAUUAAAUAUGCUAUUGAUAAAUAUUUAACUUUUAAACCUAUUGAUAAAUUGGCUAACUGGGUGAUUGGAAACCAUGAUCAAAGUAGAGUUGCGUCUAGAUACAGUCCUGAGUUAGUAGAUUCAAUGAAUAUGCUGUCAAUGUUACUUCCAGGAAUUAGUGUAACAUAUAUGGGCGAGGAAAUCGGAAUGGUAGAUGGUUAUGUCAGCUGGGAAGACACAGUGGACCCAGGGGGCUGCAAUUCUGACGAUCCAAUUAAUUACUGGAGAUAUUCUCGUGAUCCAAAUAGAACUCCAUUUCAGUGGAACUCUGGCAAAAAUGCUGGUUUCUCCACUGCAAAUAAGACAUGGCUACCAGUCGCAGAAGGCUAUGAAAACCUGAACGUUGAGGCACAGCUGGGAAUCGAGCGGUCACAUCUGAAUAUUUACAAGAAACUUGCUCGUCUUCGUAGAGAACCCGUGUUUAGAUUUGGAAGAUUUGAGUCGGUUGCUUUGAACAGCGAUGUGUUUGCUUUCAGAAGGUCGCACGAUGGUGAGACAUUCGUAAUUAUUGUCAACUUUAGAGAUGAAGUCUACACUGUUGACUUAAGUUACUUCGAGAACGUCGUUGGUGAUCUUGAGGUCAUUAUAGCCAAUGAUCACUCACAGAGAAGCAACGGUGACAUUAUAGAAGCAACUAACGUGAGAGUGGUCGGAAGAGAAUCCUUGGUGCUAAAAGUUAGAUAAGAAGAAAAUUCAUUUCAAAUAUUUGGAACAAAAUAUGUUUUGUAUUCAUGAUAUA